CUCCGAUCGGCCUUUCGGUGCUCGUCGGAAGCGGGCCCAGGCCGGGGAGCGGAGCGCCGAGCGGCGGCUGAUGCAACGCGUGGGGGGCGCCGGCCGGGAGACAGCUGGGAGACCGGCGCGCGAGAGACUAGGGAGGCCGCCGAGUGAGUCAGCAUCUGGCGGGGAGUCGCCAUGGGGGAAGAUCUGACCGCCCAGGAGAGGCUUCACCUGAUCACCCGGAACUUGCAGGAGGUUCUUGGAGAGGACAAAUUGAAAGCCAUCCUGAAAGAACGGGAGCUGAAGAUUUACUGGGGGACAGCCACCACGGGCAAGCCUCACAUCGCCUACUUCGUGCCCAUGUCCAAGAUUGCAGACUUCCUCAAGGCUGGCUGUGAGGUGACCGUUCUGUUCGCUGAUCUGCAUGCCUACCUAGACAAUAUGAAGGCUCCGUGGGAACUUCUGGAAUUGCGUACCCAGUAUUACGAGGGGGUCAUUAAGGCGAUGCUGGAGAGCAUUGGGGUGCCCCUGGAGAAGCUUCGGUUUGUCCGAGGGACCGACUUCCAGCUCAGCAAGGAAUACACCCUGGAUGUCUAUCGACUGUCCUCUGUUGUCACGCAGCAUGAUGCCAAGAAAGCUGGCGCAGAAGUGGUGAAACAAGUGGAACACCCCCUCCUCAGUGGUCUUCUCUACCCUGGGCUGCAGGCACUGGAUGAAGAGUACCUGAAAGUUGACGCACAGUUUGGAGGAGUGGAUCAGAGAAAAAUUUUCACCUUUGCAGAAAAGUACCUCCCGUCCCUGGGCUACACCAAACGCAUCCAUCUGAUGAACCCCAUGGUGCCUGGAUUGACGGGAACCAAGAUGAGCUCUUCGGAAGAGGAGUCUAAGAUUGAUCUUUUGGACCGAAAAGAGGAUGUGAAAAAGAAGCUUAAGAAGGCUUUUUGCGAGCCAGGAAAUGUGGAGAACAACGGGGUCUUGUCCUUUGUCAAGCACGUGCUCUUCCCCCUCAGAUCAGAGUUCGUGAUCCUUAGAGAUGAGAAGUGGGGAGGAAAUAAAACUUACACAAGCUAUGGGGAUCUUGAGAAGGACUUUGCUGAGCAGGUUGUCCAUCCGGGAGACUUGAAAAACUCCAUCGAGGUGGCCUUGAACAAACUCCUGGAUCCCAUCAGAGAGAAGUUCAGCAGCUCACAAAUGAAGAAGCUGGCCAGCCGUGCAUAUCCUGAGGCCUCCACAGCAAAAUCUGCCGUAAAGGGCUCCACAAAGAACUCCGACUCCGAAGAAGUCAUCCCGUCCCGAGUGGAUCUCCGGGUUGGCAGAGUGCUCAGUGUGGAAAAGCAUCCUGAUGCCGAUACGCUGUACGUGGAGAAGAUUGACCUGGGGGAGGCCCAACCUCGUACAGUGGUCAGUGGUCUGGUGGAGUUUGUGCCCAAGGAAGAGCUCCAGGACAGGCUGGUGGUGCUGGUCUGCAAUAUGAAGCCCCAGAAGAUGCGAGGAGUGGAGUCCCAGGCCAUGCUGCUCUGCGCUUUCAGUUCUGGAGAUCCCUGCCGAGUGGAGCCCUUGGACCCCCCAGCAGGCUCCUGUCCUGGAGAACGAGUGUUUGUAGAAGGCUUUGAGAAUGGCCAACCGGAUGAUGAGCUGAAGCCCAAGAAGAAAGUAUUUGAGAAGCUGCAGGCUGACCUCCAGAUUUCUGAGAACUUUGUGGCCCAGUGGAAGGGGAAGAAUCUCACGACUGCUCUGGGGAGCCUGACGUGCAAAUCUCUGAAAGGGGGCAGCAUCCGCUAGAGCCCCAGCCUGCCCCUCUCCUGCGCCCACCCCCCCAUGUUCUGCCCACCUCUCCUCCUCCUCCUCCUCCUCCGUGCUUCCAUCAGUGAUCUUUGUGCAGCUGCACCUGACCCAGGAAAUCAUGAACCAGCCGGUGAGGAAGGAAAACUGCUUCCAGCAGUGACAGGGCCCUGGAUUUCCUUCUCUCCCAACGUGUCCGAGGUCUGUCUGUGUUGCAGGAGAAAGAGGCAGUUGCUUCCUUUCACUGGCUGGUGAAGGUGACAAAAGCUGCUUCUUGUGAAACUUCAUCCUGGGAGAAUGAGAUCCCCCCCUUCAGACUAAUCUUCCCUCUGCGGGGAGUUGCUUCCCACCGAUGGCCACAGCAGCCUUCCAUCCAGCUGACGGGGCGGUCUCGCUUCUUGUCCUCUGCUGCUUCCGUUGAGUUCGGAUCCGGGCUAGAGAAGAAGAGCUCCCUCGGAGGAGCAGACCCAUAAGCUCCGUCAUGAAAUAUCGUCAUGUUUGUCUCAAAAUGCAGUGCCCCCUUUUCAGACGAACUGAUUGUGCAUCGGCUAAUUCUGUAAAUCAGGUUGCCAAACCUGGACACCCCUGCUGUAAAUGAUGCAUCGUAUUCCAGAGAUAAAAGCUUGAUUUGGUUUCUGGGCAAAAGAUGUAAAAGGGUUUUGUCUAGAGUGCUUGCACAAACCAUAUUAAGAAAAUAAUUUUGUUAGGCCACGCAAAAUGAACUCCAGAAAGAAGCUGCAGGUGGUUUGCAGAAACAGGCAGACCAAAGGCCUGAACAUUUGGGACCCGGCACCUCACAAAGCACUGGGGGUAUUUAAGGCAUUUGAAUAUGCAGGAAGUCCCAACUUGCGACCCUAAUAGAGCCUGCCCAUUUGUAAACCACGAUGGUUGUAAAGCAGGUUAUCACCCUGUUACUUUUUUUUUUGCAACAAAAGUUGUUUCAACAAAAACAACUUAAUUGCAGUCGCUUAAUUGUGGGGCACAAUAAAUGGCCACAAAUGCA
This is a messenger RNA of Crotalus tigris (Tiger rattlesnake), 2761 nucleotides long. RefSeq names its product tyrosyl-tRNA synthetase 1 (gene YARS1). The coding region runs from base 172 to 1758 and encodes 528 amino acids. The transcript has 14 exons. Gene Ontology annotation, biological process: tyrosyl-tRNA aminoacylation. The record is from RefSeq and is a predicted model, not a curated record. NCBI's taxonomy places the organism in Eukaryota, Metazoa, Chordata, Lepidosauria, Squamata, Viperidae. Gene Ontology annotation, molecular function: ATP binding; tyrosine-tRNA ligase activity; tRNA binding.